AAGAAACAUGAGCAGAAGGAUCCGUAGGAGAAGACGAAAGUGGACUGGGUGGUUUGUGCUAAAAUGACGACUUUAGUGCUGGAUAACGGAGCCUACAACGCCAAAAUCGGUUACAGCCACGAAAAUGUCUCGGUUAUUCCUAACUGUCAGUUCAGGUCAAAAACAGCACGUCUUAAAACCUUUACUGCUAACCAGAUAGAUGAAAUAAAAGAUCCUUCUGGACUCUUUUACAUCCUUCCUUUUCAGAAGGGGUACUUGGUGAAUUGGGAUGUUCAAAGACAAGUUUGGGAUUACCUUUUUGGAAAAGAAAUGUAUCAGGUUGAUUUUUUAGAUACUAAUAUUAUUAUCACAGAACCAUAUUUUAACUUCACUUCAAUUCAAGAAUCAAUGAAUGAAAUCCUAUUUGAAGAAUAUCAGUUCCAAGCAGUAUUAAGAGUAAAUGCUGGAGCUCUCAGUGCACAUAGGUAUUUCCGAGAUAAUCCUUCUGAAUUAUGCUGUAUCAUUGUAGAUAGUGGAUAUUCCUUUACACAUAUUGUUCCUUAUUGUAGAAGUAAAAAGAAAAAAGAAGCAAUUAUUCGGAUAAAUGUGGGAGGAAAGCUUUUAACCAAUCAUCUAAAGGAGAUCAUUUCUUACAGGCAGCUACAUGUUAUGGAUGAAACACAUGUAAUUAAUCAAGUAAAGGAAGAUGUGUGCUAUGUGUCUCAGGAUUUUUAUAGAGACAUGGAUAUUGCAAAGUUGAAAGGAGAAGAAAAUACAGUAAUGAUAGACUAUGUUUUGCCUGAUUUCAGUACAAUUAAAAAGGGCUUUUGCAAGCCAAGGGAAGAGAUGGUGUUAAGUGGAAAAUAUAAAUCUGGGGAACAAAUUCUUCGCCUGGCCAAUGAGAGAUUUGCUGUUCCAGAAAUACUAUUUAAUCCUUCUGAUAUAGGCAUUCAAGAAAUGGGAAUUCCAGAAGCUAUUGUCUAUUCAAUUCAGAACUUACCUGAAGAAAUGCAGCCACAUUUUUUUAAGAACAUUGUUUUGACAGGAGGAAAUUCCCUUUUCCCAGGAUUUAGGGAUCGGGUUUACUCGGAAGUUCGAUGUCUCACUCCAACAGAUUAUGAUGUUUCUGUUGUGCUGCCUGAAAACCCUAUUACUUAUUCCUGGGAAGGUGGAAAAUUGAUAUCAGAGAAUGAUGAUUUUGAAGAUAUGGUGGUAACAAGAGAAGAUUAUGAAGAAAAUGGACAUAGCAUCUGUGAAGAGAAAUUUGAUAUUUAAGAAACAUUUCUGAAUGAAAGUCUUGACUGGUUGUGACUGAAAGGUUUAAUUUCAGUAGUUUUUUUUUUUUUUUUAAAGAGGUUAAGGACCUGUGUCACCUUUCAUCUUAGAUAUAAGUUUCAGACUUGUGUAAAUACUUUUGAUCCAUGGCUCUGUUUCAAAGGUGACCUAACUGGGUUAUUACAGUCAACUGUAACUCAGCCCACAUUUUCAUUUAGGAGCUAGACGAUCGUAACAGAGCUUAUGCAGUUUCUGAGAGUAGGUUAGCCUUCAUUAGAAGAAUCUAGGUGAAAGCACAACCUUAACUGUCUUACUGGUCAGUUUUUCUUAGAAGAAGAUAGUUUUGUGUGACUAUGACUAGUAAUUGGCUAAAGUGUUUAUAGGCUGAUGCGAUUUCUCUCUCUUUUAGAACUAAGUAUUUUAUUUUAAAAAAUGUCACUCUUGCUUAUACAUACUAAAGUUGGAAAAAGUAAUUUUAUGUGUAUCUAAUGUUUACUUUUUACUUAGAGUAAAUUUGAAAGGGUGGAGACUAAAGUCAAUUUAUUAAUGUGUUUUUGGUCAGUAUUUUGUUGGCAAAAAUGUAUUAUUUCAGUCAUUAAAAUGUUACACUGUUUUUUAGGAUGAAAGGAAAUUUGAAGUUAACUUAAUGGUUGUUUGCCGUUAACUCAAUGGUUUACUCAAGAGUUAAAAAAACUUUUGAUAUAAUUUGUUUUAAAAAUUGCUUUAUAUAAUCCACAGUAAGCAUAUUAAGAUGUUAAGGCUAUAGAUUUCCAGUCUAAGGAUAUCAGUGAAUGGAUCCGGUAAGGUCCUUUGAUUGCAAACUGCAGAAACUCAUUUGGGCUCUUGCAGGCAAAACAGUUUAUUGGCAGGACAGAGGUUAGCUCAUAAAAAAAAAAAAAAAGCUACCAGAGUAGCUUUAGGAAUCUAGGUUACAGAAACUGAAACGGCCCUUGUAGAGCCCUGCCAUCAAAACAUCUCAGUGCCUGUAUUUUCUAGCCUAUGACACUGUGCUCAUGAAUUAAAUUCCUAGUAAUCUCUUUACCGUAGCUGGGAUCAUAUGCCUGCCCCAAGGAUUUAGGGGUUUUUGACAGUCCCACCAAGACCAUCUAGGAUGAAAGAAAGUAGUUCCCUAAACGAAAAUUGAUUUGAAGAGAUGGAUGCAGGGCAGGUUGAAAGAGCUAUCCACUAUAAUAAUAAUGUUUGGAUUAUUAUAUUGGGUAAGGCCUGGUCAGUCCUUCCUAUACCUAGACUGGUUAUCCUUCUGUGAUGGUUAUUCUGUUGCAAAGUGAUUAUUUUUGUGAUAACCAGUUACUAUUAUAUAAAUUGCAGUGUAGCAAAAAGAUACUGGUGGCAUAAAAAAAGUUAUUUAACCAAACUGUAACGGCUAAAAUUUCAAGGUGAUAUGGUUACAGGUUAAAAGUCUUAGUAAUUCCCCACAUAAAGGGCUUUCCUUGACUUGUCAGAACCUCAUCCCAAAUAGGCAAAAGGCUAUUGUCACUUGCCAAGGUGUUUCUCCUAUAAGGAACUGGGGCAUUCAUUAUAUUAGAAUCUAUACUUUAUAUUGUAUGCAUGAAACAGUUCAUAUUGUGUUUUGUUGUAAGAUUAAAUAAGUGAUUCUAGGAAACAAAAAGAGUGCCAUUGAUGAAAUAAAUGUGGAUGAAUUUCUAAAAAGAUAGAAAACAAAUGGGAUUAAAUUGCUGAAGAAACAAGAACAAGAAAAAAAAAUUCCAAAUUAGGGUGGGGAAAACUAUCAAAGAGAUAAGAACAAUUCGAGAGAGAUUUUAAUCUCAGGACAGACAGAGCAGAAGAUCACGGGUGAGCCCUUGAAAGCAUGAAUUAGAAACAGCUGAGCCCUGUGCUUUUUCUUGGUAUUAAGAUUCAGCAGUAAGCGGAGUUGAAGUGUAAAGGUUGGAGGGAGAGAAACAUUAUAGAACCUGAAAUAAUUUCAUAUCUCCUAAGGGCAACAGAGUUAAACCUUUAUAAAAGGAGCAGCUGAGUGUAUCACUGCACUCUGACUUAAGUGGAGAACUCAAAAUUCAUUUGAAUCCUGACAGGGCACGACCCUAGGGAAUUUAGCAUACCUCCCACCAGCUCUUCCAGCCCCCCACCCCCUUCCCACUCCCCCAUCAAAGGCAAGGCACUAUAAUUAGAACUUACAUGCUUACAUUCAUGGACAGGUAAAUAGAUACUUAUAAUUAAAAAAAAAAAACAAAAAAAAAACAGACAACCAAGAAUAAAAUAUUUGAAGAAAACUACCA
This is a messenger RNA of Choloepus didactylus (southern two-toed sloth), 3512 nucleotides long. RefSeq names its product actin related protein 6 (gene ACTR6). Bases 64 to 1254 code for a protein of 396 amino acids. The record is from RefSeq and is a predicted model, not a curated record. The transcript has 11 exons. Gene Ontology annotation, molecular function: nucleosome binding. Gene Ontology annotation, cellular component: Swr1 complex. Lineage: Eukaryota; Metazoa; Chordata; Mammalia; Pilosa; Megalonychidae.